Molecule: messenger RNA, 1774 nt
Organism: Fusarium verticillioides 7600
Lineage: Eukaryota; Fungi; Ascomycota; Sordariomycetes; Hypocreales; Nectriaceae
Exons: 1
Coding region: 93-863 (256 amino acids)
Source: RefSeq, a predicted model, not a curated record
UCCUGAGGUUGAAUUGGGUUAAGGAUAAAUAUUCAGCUCAUUUCCCAGUUUCUGCAGACUUGAAAUCUCUCAUACAACCGAGAACCUUCACUAUGCGGACAUCAACCACUGUCAGUCUACUCGCUAUCGCGCCGUAUUUGGCUGAUGCGGCAAAGAGCACCACCAAAUACUCUACUGAAACUGUUUUCCUUCCCCAGAGAAAGACUGGAAGUGCAACGAAUAUUUACGCCUCCCUCAUCACAGAAACUGGCUCAAAGACGGAAUAUCUCCUCGCUUGCCAGACAAACUUCGGUACUUCAUACUCUUGCGAUGGAGACUUUCACGGCAUUACCGUGACCUACGAGGAGUCAAGCAUGAAUCUUGCCGUCAGCUCAACAACAUACGACUGCUCUCUAGGCUCAGGCUCAGCUGUUUGCGCAACAAUUACUGCUACUCAGACUGAGUCCGUGGAGUCACGAACAAUUCCUUCAUCGGAGAGUGAACGCUGGAUGACGCCUAUUACUUUCGUUGACCUCAAGAAGAGAAAGACGACCAGUACGAAAUCAACAGCCAAAGCAACGGAGACAGUGAGUAACAAACUUUGCAAGAGGAAGACUCCUCAUGGAAGUUCGGAUUCUGGAGAUAGCGGAAGCAGUGGCAACAGUGGAAGUAGUGGUGAUGACAGCAGUGGUUCUAGCAGCGGUUCCAAGAGCGGUUCUGGAUCUGCUGCCGAUGACGAUGACGAUAGUGGCAGUUCAUCUGCGAGCCCUACCAAGAAGAAGAACAAUGACGAUGACGGAUGCUCAGCUGGAUCUAUUGCGUCUUGGAGCUGGGGAGUUGUGGCUGUUGGGCUUGGUGGUUUCCUUGGUAUCAACAUGGUAUAAGAUGACCAUGCACUUGUUUAUUUACUUCACUCGAACAUAUUUCUGGGAAUAACAUAUUUACUGCAUUACCGUGGGACUUUUGAACGAGAUGCCUCAGGGUUGAUUGCACUAGUAGUAAAACGGGAACUGUCUAAUGCAGACGCGCCGUCCAACCGUUUUUCUUGUAAAGCGAGACGCUAGACGAAAUUGAAUGCAUCUCAUGUCGAUCACAUUAAAUUCAAUGUCCAAGCCUUAGCCGAAAUGUUCACUGAUCAACACUCGAGAUAUAUCCAAUACCGACUUCUCAUUAACAACAGGAGCACUCACGCUACAUAACAGAACAACACCCGCUGUGUACCAUCAUCCAUCGUCUCAGUCCCGGCGCCGGGGGCCCCCUCGCCGGAGCCCCAAACUGCGCAAUCCGCACCGGAUACCCCGGAUUUCUCCUCAAAAGGUCCAACGGAUCAUACAUCGGCUUCGUCACUAUUGCCAGGACCUCCUCAUAAUAAUUCAGCAUCGGCACGAACCACUUCGUAUGCGUGAAGCAUCGUUUCUUACACCUAUCGGCCGGAUACGCAUCAACAGUGGUCUUCGUCUGCACACCGUUUCGCGCCCGUUUGUUAAACCAGAAUUUUUGGUUGUGCCGUCAGAAGUCAAUGACGUGGACUUGGAAGUUGUAGAGAUCGUAUGCUGCGAGGCUUUCGUACGUCCAGCGUGAUUGAAAUGGAGACUCCAGCGGUUAGACCGUAGGGAUGGGGGACUGUGGAGGCGAGACUUAGAUCGAUGAGGGUGCCGUCGAUGUAUUGGUCUGGUUUCAAGUCGUGAACUACUAUUCCGAGGAAAUGAAGCUUGUGGAGAUCUUUGAGCAUUCGGUUGAAAUAUUUCACUGCUAUCAUUUGAUCGUACGUAACGUUGCUUCAAAUCGUGCCAGG